GAUAAAGGAGGGAUCCGCCAUUUCAGUAGCUACGAUGAGACCCACUUCUAGUAAACAUUGAAGGGGAGGGGGGGCAUCAUUUUAACACAUUUUUUUCCUAAAUAAGUAUUUAGUUAGCUAUCGGGUCAACCGUGAACAAAGGUAAAAACGAGUCCUCUAAAGGUUAGCGGAAAGCAGGGAAAGGGGCGGAAGAUGGCGGUCGACAAACGAGAUGAGAAAGACGGAGAGCUCAACGUGCUGGAUGACAUCCUCACCGAGGCCCCUGACCAGGAUGACGAGCUCUAUAACCCGGAGAGUGAACAGCACGUCAACCAGAAAAAAGGGUCUAAGAGGAAGAACGGCCGAGGGGAUAACAACGUGCUGAAGCGUCUACGACCCACGGCUCACACCACCGCCAGACAGGCUACUAAGAGACCAGCCCCCUCGGCUGGGGCCAGCGGGAAAAAGACAGUCAACUCCAGGAGGGGACGGCACCCCUCCGAGUACGCUACUGAUAGUUACUAUGAGGACAGGAAGACCCAUCCUAUAAGAGAUGGUGGGGUGCAGAGAGGGGAGCCUCCCAAAGCAGCCCACCCUGACAAGCCCCUUGGCCGCAGGAAGACCCAUCCUAUGAGAGAUGGUGGGGCGCUGAGAGGGGAGCCUCCCAAAGCAGCCCACCCUGACAAGCCCCUGGGCCGCAGGAGAGAGCCAGACAGACACAGGAUCAUGCCUGAGCUUACCACCGAGAAGCCGAGUCCUCCCAGCGAGGAGGGCAGGGUCAGCCCCUCUAAGGAAGCAGCAGAAGAAGAGGGUGCAUCAGACCAGGAGACGGGCAGCACGGCCGAGUCCUCCGAGGGACACCGAUCCAACAUGGAGGAGGGAGAUGAAGAGGAGGGCGAGGAGGAAGAGUAUGAGGCGCAGGAAGUGGCUCAGAGAGCCAAGAAUGCUCCAAAUGAUUACGACAUUCGCAGUGAAGUCAGCGACUCCCAGUCUGAGUCUGUGUCCUUCUCUGAGGGGGAGUCUGUUCUCUCCGGCUCUGCCUCUGAGGCUUCAGGUUCUGAGAAAACGCAUGAGAAACUGUCAUCGUCUGUCCGCGCAGUCCGCAAGAACCAGAACAGCAAGCUGAAGUACGUCAUACGAGGCGCCCGUUUCUUCCUGAUCAAGAGCAACAACCACGAGAACGUGUCCCUGGCCAAGGCGAAGGGUGUGUGGUCCACUUUGCCUGUUAAUGAGAAGAAGCUGAAUGCUGCCUUCCGUUCCGAUCGCAGUGUCAUCCUGGUCUUCUCAGUCAAGGAGAGUGGCAAGUUCCAAGGUUUUGCCAGGCUGUCCUCGGAGUCCCAUCAUGGAGGGUCUCCCAUCCACUGGGUCCUGCCUGCUGGGAUGAACGCCAAGAUGCUGGGUGGGGUGUUCAAGAUCGACUGGAUCUGCAGGCGGGAGUUGCCCUUCACUAAAACGGCUCACCUCUCCAACUCGUGGAACGAACACAAGCCUGUAAAGAUCGGCCGAGACGGACAGGAAAUGGAGCCAGGGUGUGGGAUGCAGCUGUGUGUGACGUUCCCCCAAGACGAGAGCAUUAACUUGUUUCAAGUUAUUCAUAAAAUGCGACACAAGAGGAAGAUGCCUUCGGAGCCCCGCUCUCGAGGACGCCCGCCGUGCAGAGAGCCCACCCGAGGCGACCUGGGAAGGGGUCGGCCAGAGGAAAAUGCCAUUCACAACAGGAAACGGCCGAGGAUUGAUUAUCCAGCAGAGUUCCCACAGAGACCAGGCUUUACACUGGACCCUCACAACCCGCCAGUUGACCGGCGGUUCCCCACUGGAGCGAGGAGAGAUGUUUUUCUCAAUGGGUCCUACAACGAUUACAUGAGAGAGUUCCACCACACCAUUGGGCAGCCUACUCCUUGGCAAGGAAUGGCACAGUACCCUGGGAUGGAGCAGCCACCUCACCACCCGUUCUACCAGCACCAUCCUCCACCUCCCCAGGCACACCCACCCUAUGCUGGGCAACACCCUGUACCACACGACGCCCGCUUCAGAGAACCUGUACCACACGACGCCCGCUUCAGAGAACCUGUACCACACGACGCCCGCUUCAGAGAGAAGAGACUUGUCCGCUCAUAUAGCUCCAGCGUGCAUGACUAUGACAUGCGAGUGGAUGACUUCCUGAGACGGACCCAGGCCGUGGUGACCAGUCGCCGCAGCCGUCCACGGGAACGAGACAGGCAGAGGGAGCGAGAACGGCCCAGAGAUACACGCCGGGACCGAGAUCGUGGACGCCACCGGGAGAGAGACAGGAUCAGGGACAGGGAGAAGGAGAGGGGGCACUACAGGAGAUAAUCAAGGACUAAAAUCAAACAGCAAGUCCUGCAGUAGUUUAUUUUACCGCGUUUCCUCUUUAUAAAUAAGCUGUGUCUUUUUAAGUGAUUGUGUACUUUUUUUUUUUUUUU
Molecule: messenger RNA, 2423 nt
Organism: Oncorhynchus masou masou (cherry salmon)
Lineage: Eukaryota; Metazoa; Chordata; Actinopteri; Salmoniformes; Salmonidae
Product: YTH domain-containing protein 1-like
Exons: 15
Coding region: 193-2313 (706 amino acids)
Biological process (GO): mRNA splicing, via spliceosome; regulation of alternative mRNA splicing, via spliceosome
Cellular component (GO): nucleoplasm
Molecular function (GO): mRNA binding; N6-methyladenosine-containing RNA reader activity
Source: RefSeq, a predicted model, not a curated record